UCACUCACUGGCCUGCAGGCAGGAGUCAUGAGUCACCUGCUCGGAACUGAAAGUGCCUCAGAACCCAGGAAAUCCACAAAGAAAACCCAGUCGCAGCUCCAUUUCAGUAAUCAAGCAGGAGAUCACCUGCUGGAAUUUAGCUUUCAACAUGCUUCCCAGAAGCAUCUCAAGAUCAGCAGGCAGGGCUACUGCAAAAAUUUUUCAUCACCUCCAGAGAAGCUCAUUUCUGGGAUCCUGGGCAUCAUCUGGUUUGCCUUAUUGAUCACUCUGGUGUUCUCAACAAGAAUUGUUUCUUCAUAUACUGAACAGAAGAAGCAGAUCCACUCCCUCCUGAAUAGAACCCAGAAAGCACGACCUUGUACUCGUUGUCCAGAUGAUUGGAUGUCAUAUUCCCACAACUGUUAUUACAUUAGUGUGGAGAGAAAAUCUUGGAAUGAUGCUUUGACGUCCUGCGUUUCCAAAAACUGUAGCCUGCUUCACAUAGAUAGUGAAGAGGAGCAGGCUUUUCUGGAGUCCUUUUCACUGGUCUCAUGGACUGGAUUCUUUCGAAAGAGCAGAAGUCAGCCCUGGGUUUGGGAAAAUGGCUCAACUUUCAAACCAAGGAUAACGGAGAUGCUGCAUGAUGAAUAUAACUGUAUCAUGAUGUCAACUUCUCAUCUCACGGCAGAAAACUGUACAACUUUACAUACAUAUGUUUGUAAGUGCAAAUUCACCAACUAAAACACCUUCAUUUGAAGUCUGCCAGAUCUCUGGCUCCCUUCACAUGAACUUGUGACUAGAAUCCAAAGGAUCAUCUGCUUUCCCUUACUGUCCCAUUUGAUGGUAACAAUCACAAUUGUUGUUACCUAUAAGACUGCUCUUGAAUGACUGGAAGUCUCCGCUCAUAGUCAUUACAGGACACAUUUAAUAUAUUCUCAUUUAUGUAAUUUUGUAAAAAAAAUAUUUCAAAAGCUUAUCCUGAGUUUGUCAAAAGUAUAAUAACAGAAUUAUUGCAAAGCGUUUUUAGUCUAUGUAUUGUGAGUUUGUAAACCAAUGUCAUGCUUCUGGAAAACUUGAUUAAGAUGCUAAUUAGUAUUCAUAAGUGGUUAUAUUAAUUAUUGUGAAGUUGGUUAUUUUAAGUUGUGAGCCUAGCCUUUAACAGCUGAGCCAUUUCUCCAGCUCAAAUUUUGGUCAGUUUUGAACAUGUAGGUUUUUUGCAAUAUUUUCUUCCCAAAGGUUCAUAUUUAUAAUAUUUCCCACAUAAAAUAAUUUUAUUAUAUACUUUUAUAUAUUAGUAUAAAAUAAAUUUUAAACUAAGAAAUUAAAA
Messenger RNA from Rattus norvegicus (Norway rat), 1306 nucleotides. RefSeq names its product killer cell lectin like receptor C2 (gene Klrc2). The record is from RefSeq and is marked provisional. Gene Ontology annotation, cellular component: plasma membrane. Lineage: Eukaryota; Metazoa; Chordata; Mammalia; Rodentia; Muridae. Gene Ontology annotation, molecular function: carbohydrate binding. The coding region runs from base 28 to 720 and encodes 230 amino acids. The transcript has 7 exons.